This is a messenger RNA of Mastomys coucha (southern multimammate mouse), 626 nucleotides long. RefSeq names its product TSSK6 activating cochaperone (gene Tsacc). The transcript has 4 exons. Gene Ontology annotation, cellular component: cytoplasm. Gene Ontology annotation, molecular function: protein-folding chaperone binding. The record is from RefSeq and is a predicted model, not a curated record. NCBI's taxonomy places the organism in Eukaryota, Metazoa, Chordata, Mammalia, Rodentia, Muridae. Bases 158 to 613 code for a protein of 151 amino acids.
UUGCGUACUAGCGUGGGCCGCUCCCGGCCGCGUGCGGACAGAAUGUCUGCGCAAGCGCCGAGGCACGGGAGCUUAGCUGGCUCGCUACCGCGCAUGAGUGCCCACUAGAGGGUGGGUGCUGGGGUUGAGGCUGUGGAUUAAUGCUGUAGGUGAGAUCAUGAGGUUCUGUUUUGUCCAUCGGUUCUUGUCCUACUGUGAAGGCCAAGAAAGGCAUGGCACCAUACCUGUUGCUGUUGAGAUGGAGCAGCACACUAGUAACUCUACUAAGGAAAAAGCCAAAGAGGAAGAUAACAUUGUGAGUCUUUGUCGAGCAAAACCCUCCCCCAGUUACAUUAAUCUUCAAGCAAAUUCCCCACCAGCUAAUUUCUUGAACAUCCAGACAAAGCUGCCUUCAGGAGCUGGUCAGAAGCCCAAGGAAUGCCUAGGACUCCUCGAGUGCAUGUAUGCCAACCUCCAGCUCCAGACCCAGCUUGCUCAGCGACAGAUGGCUGUUUUGGAAAACUUGCAGGCAUCCCUCUCACAGCUGGGUUCUGGGAGGGAGAGCAAGAACUGUUCUCUCCCGGGCUUAUGUUGCAAUCUGUUGUUAAAUCACCUGCCCCAAUUCCAUAAAUGAGCUGUUGAACAAA